Pundamilia nyererei is the source of this 2054-nucleotide messenger RNA. Its product is annotated as zinc-binding alcohol dehydrogenase domain-containing protein 2. The transcript has 2 exons. The record is from RefSeq and is a predicted model, not a curated record. Gene Ontology annotation, molecular function: zinc ion binding; 15-oxoprostaglandin 13-reductase [NAD(P)+] activity. Lineage: Eukaryota; Metazoa; Chordata; Actinopteri; Cichliformes; Cichlidae. Gene Ontology annotation, cellular component: mitochondrion. Bases 638 to 1852 code for a protein of 404 amino acids.
UCGCCUGUGGGAGCUUUUUGGUUACAGGUGUAGUGUGGGCAGAAACAUCUCCCUAUGACGCUCACAACAUUUAGUAUUAGGAAGAAAAGGGGGAAAAGGCGCCAGUCAAACGGGAGCGCAGUCGUAGUGCACGCUCGGACCGUGAUUUUUGUUGUUAUUUGUAGGUGUUGGGAAAAGAUCCGAUGGGUUGGCGUUCUUUUCGUGGGAGUGAAACGGCUGAGGAUAGCCUGUGUGGGGAGACGAGGAUUGAUUUGUUUCACCUUAGUAGGAAGUGAGUGUUGUGUCCGGGAAGGGGAGGGACUCCCGACGACAAGUCUGAGGCGCUGCUGUGCUCCACGCUGGGGCUGCACCAGUGCAAUGUUUUAAUCCUAAACUCGAUCCCCCGCUUGUUUGCUUUGCGUAAGAGUCACGCUACGACGCAUCGCGCUUUUUUUCUCCCCCUCUGUUUUUUUGUUUUUUUUUUUAUUUUUGGUCUAAAAGCUCGUUUGGCUCGGCUCAGCCUGGCCCGGGCCUGGCCUGCACGCCGUGCGUGUGCAGAGGGGAGGCUUGUGGUGCAGGCUAAUGGCACCUGAUCGACCUAAUCACAGGCACGAGCACGCGUCAAGUUUGGUCGUGAACUUUGUCACAUUUCGGAAUCAUGUCCAGGGCGCUGUUGGCGAGAAACGGCAGGAGAGCACUACCGCUAAUCUACGGGGGGCGCAGAGGCACCGACACACUUUCAGGAGUUCAUCUGGCUGCGAGGCGGUUCAUCGUAGAUAUGUCCUACUCGGCGCACUUCAUGGAUUUUAAAGGAUCCUCCAUAGCGAGCAGUAUGAAAAAGCUGGUAGUCACCAAGCUCAGCCCGAAUUUCAGAGAGGCCGUUUCUACGCAAACCGUGGCCGUUCCGACACCCGGAGACGCGGACUUGCUGGUCAGAAAUCGUUUUGUGGGAAUCAACGCCUCAGACAUUAAUUACUCAGCGGGCCGUUACGACCCUUCGGUGAAGCCUCCCUUUGAUGCAGGUUUUGAGGGCAUUGGGGAGGUUGUCGGCCUUGGCCUUAGCGCGAGCUCCCGCUACACCGUCGGGGAUACUGUGGCCUACUUUGGCAGUGGCGCGUUUGCCGAGUACACGGUGGUCCCAGCCAAGGAAGCUGUGCCUGUUCCUGCGGUGAAGCCAGAGUUCCUCACCCUUUUGGUCAGCGGCGCCACGGCUUAUAUUGCCUUAAAACGUCUGGGCGACCUGGCUAAAGGUGAGACUGUCCUGGUCACGGCGGCCGCAGGAGGAACGGGACAGUUCGCUGUGCAGUUUGCCAAGCAGGCUGGUUGCCAUGUCAUUGGGACCUGCUCGACCAACGAGAAAGCCGGUUUCCUCAAAUCCAUCGGCUGCGACAGGCCGAUCAACUACACCGCUGAAGACUUGGCUAAGACCCUGAGGAAAGAGUAUCCACAAGGCAUAGACGUGGUCUAUGAGUCAGUCGGAGGGAGCGUCUUAGAGCUCGCAGUAAACAGUCUGACCAAUAAAGGCCGGCUGAUAGUGAUUGGCUUCAUCUCAGGGUACCAGAGCGCUUCAGGGAUCCCACCUUUCAAAGGAGGAACGCUACCAGUCAAGCUACUCCAGAAGUCGGCCAGCAUUCGGGGUUUCUUCUUGCCCCACUUCUUAGGUGACUACAGGGAGGCUCUGAGUAGCAUGAUUCAGAUGUUUGCCAAAGGGAAGCUAGUGUGUGAGGUGGAUUGCGGUGAUUUGGCAGAGGAGGGGAAAUUUGUAGGCUUGGAUGCGGUUUUCCGGGCAGUGGACUACAUGUAUGCAGGGAGAAACCUGGGCAAAGUCGUGGUGGAAGUGGCACCACCAUCUGUUAGUAAUAGCAAGCUGUGAUUUAACUGAUUGUAGAUGCACUUAAGAAAUCAUACUUAAAAUUAAAAUGAUUCAAUCAGUAAUAUAUAUAUAUAUAUAUAUGUAUAGUUUAAUGAAGGAUUUUUAACCACAGAAAAGCUCUUUAUUUUUGUAAAAUGACUGAUGAUACAGCCCAGUAACUAAAAAUAAUGUCAUGAAUAAACAUACAGCAACUUUGGAAAGU